Molecule: messenger RNA, 462 nt
Organism: Effrenium voratum
Lineage: Eukaryota; Dinophyceae; Suessiales; Symbiodiniaceae
Source: the annotation of a GenBank genome assembly
AUGGAUGAGCUCACGGCGCUGGUGGCCGCGGAAGAGGCGCCCUCGGAGCUGCAGGGCGCCUGGCGCCAGGUGGCGACCAUCCUCAAAGAGGCGUCCUGCAAGGUUGCGGACCUGCUGGCAGUGGCGAGCUCGGCCCAAAGUGAGUCGGGCCCAGCCCAAGCAGAGAAGCUGCUGCACGAGCUGCUGCAGAGCUGGAACCGCCAGCUCCUCGCGCUGCCCAAAGGCGGCUGCGCUUUGCUGCCCCUCGCUUGGACGCCUUUUCGCGCGCCGCGCGCGGCGGCGCUCGCGGUGCUGCGGCGGGAGGGAGACAAAGGUGCCUUUGCGCUGCUGAACUUGGCAGGCAGUGGGGCGGAGUACCACCUGCGUCAGCUGCGGGGCCCACUUACGCGGCCCCGGCUCUGCUGCUGCCCGGUGGUGGCUAAGGCACCCUGGAGCCCGGCACCCAGAGGCCCAGAGGUCUAG